GUAGAAGGUGUCGUCGCGUGAAUUUCUCCAGCACCUUUUCUCUUGGAAGAAAACCGCGGUUUGCAGGAUUCCCAUUUGCCCGCGCAGGUUGUUGUCACCGACUCUCAUCUGGGCGGAGAAUGCGAAGAGGAAACGCCGCGGCAGGAAGGGCUGCUGCUCGCUCGUUUGCCAUGUCACAAGGAAGAGGCUUGUGCCCAUCAGGAUCUUAGCCUCUGGGUUUUGCUGGCUGGCCGAGAAGCAAAGCAUGGCCACGGACGUGCCCCCAGCCCUCCGAGUCCAGCUGGUGGAGGAAACCAGAUUGUUCAAGCUAAAGAAGAUGUUCGUCUCCAAAUUUAAAUCGGCUCCAAAAUUUUAUGUUCGAGCACCAGGGCGAGUCAACUUAAUAGGUGAACAUAUUGAUUAUUGCGGUUAUGCUGUGCUUCCAAUGGCCAUAGAGCAAGAUAUACUUAUUGCAGCUGCACCUGUAAGCACCCCUGUUAUCCACCUGGCCAAUACAAAUCCUUUGUAUGCGGAUUUUAGUACAAGUGUUACUGACAUUCAGAUUAACAAAACAAAACCUGUGUGGCACAACUACUUCUUAUGUGGACUGAAAGGAAUUAAGGAGCACUGCCGCCUCGACAGCCCAAGUGGCAUGAACUGCUUGGUGGAAGGUACCAUCCCUGCAAGUUCUGGCCUCUCCAGUUCCAGUGCCUUGGUGUGUUGUGCGGGACUCGUGACUCUGAUGGCAAAUGGAAGGACUCUUUCAAAGGUGGAGUUGGCUGAACUUUGCAGCAGAAGUGAAUGCUACAUUGGCACAGAAGGCGGAGGCAUGGACCAGUCCAUCUGCUUUCUGGCAGAAAAAGGAACUGCCAAGCUGAUAGAGUUCAAUCCUUUGAAGGCAACUGAUGUGAGGCUUCCAGAGGGAGCCGUGUUUGUUAUUGCAAACAGUUGUGUCACGAUGAACAAGGCAGCAACUUCUCAUUUCAAUAUUAGAGUGAUGGAGUGUCGGCUGGCCACAAAGAUUUUAGCAAAAUCCAGAGGCCUGGACUGGAGAGCAAUGACCAAGCUCCAGGACGUGCAAAUCAAGCUGAAAGUAAGCUUAGAGGACAUGCUGGCUAUGGUCGAGGAGAUGCUCCACCCGGAGCCUUACAGCAUAGAGGAAAUUGGGGAAAACCUGGAAAUUAGCCUCGAAGAACUACGCUCUGAGAUCCUCACUCCGAACACGCAAGAUGUGACCACCUUUAAGUUAUAUCAGCGUGCUAAGCAUGUGUACACUGAAGCUGCCAGAGUUCUGGAGUUUAAGAAGAUCUGUACAGAGGCACCUGACGAUGCAGUGCAGUUGUUGGGAGAUUUAAUGAACCAGAGCCAUGCCAGCUGCAAGGACUUGUAUGAAUGCAGCUGUCCUGAAUUGAAUCAACUGGUGGACAUCUGUCUGCGGUUUGGAGCAGUUGGGUCACGCCUGACCGGAGCAGGAUGGGGUGGCUGCACUGUGUCGAUGGUUCCUAUGGAGAAGUUGGAACAAUUCCUAACAAAUGUGAAAGAGGCCUUCUAUAAAAGCAAUGACCAAAGGUUAGGCCUGGUGGAAAGCAGCCUGUUUGCUACCAACCCUGGUGGUGGAGCUAUGAUUUUUCUUGAGGCCUGAUGCCAAAUUUAUAAUGAAUAAUUUGGUUCACUCUGAAGCUGGCAGGACUUGCUGUGCCACCAAAACUAAGUUGCUUUGCGGCUUUUGUCAUAAUGAGCAAUAACAUUUUUAGAAUGUAUUUCCAAAUAAAAAAAUGAAGAGUUCUGUUCAUCUUUCUAAUAUAUAUAUACUCUCCUGAGAUAUGCAUUCGAGAUAAUUCAAAAUGUUGAUUUUUGUCUGGAUUUUACAACACUUGAUUUGUCAAAGCAUGCUCAUUAAAAAUGAAAUGAAUGAAACUGAAAUAAAAA
Molecule: messenger RNA, 1908 nt
Organism: Varanus komodoensis (Komodo dragon)
Lineage: Eukaryota; Metazoa; Chordata; Lepidosauria; Squamata; Varanidae
Gene: GALK2
Product: galactokinase 2
Exons: 10
Coding region: 245-1621 (458 amino acids)
Biological process (GO): galactose metabolic process; carbohydrate phosphorylation
Cellular component (GO): cytosol; cytoplasm
Molecular function (GO): galactokinase activity; ATP binding
Source: RefSeq, a predicted model, not a curated record